UCAACGACAUUCGCCAUUGGAUUUGGUAGCCACCGUUUCUUCUUCUUCUUCUUCUUCUUCUCGCAUCGAAUUCUCAGACAAAAGCUGAGCGGGACUGUAAUGACAGAUAAUAGGGAUGAUGAGAACUCAACUUUAGUUGAUAACUCAUUUGGGAAGCUUCCAGAUCAUCUCCUAAUUGAAAUUUUUAUUCGAGUUCCUGUUACAGACUGGGGAAGAAUAUCCUGUGUCAAAAAGCAUUGGGCAAAAAUGUUUGGGGGAGAAUGCCUGUGGCAGGCUGCUAUUAACAGGACAUAUCCUCUGGCUAGCCAAGUGAAAAGGUGGCCUGGACCCAUCCCUUGUGGGUUGAGCAAAAAGAGAUAUACAGCUUUACAUGUCAAUAAACACAUCUUUGCUUUGGAUAGCGAUAUAGACGAGAUAGUUGGUCAUGCAUACCUAUUUUUGAAAGAGCAACUUGAACUUUCAACUAUGCCUCCUCCUUCUUCUAUACUUCAUGGAUCCAUGAUUGCCAGUAGUUUUUAUGAUUUAGCAGAUCAGUUUAUUGCUUGUGGAAAAUCAAGAGACGUGGCCCAUGAUCUUGCUUCGCAGAUCUGGUUGGCUGUUAUUGACAAUUUAGACGAAAAUGAUAACGGAUUUCUUGUACUGAAGCGCCUUGCACAGGAGGAUGAUAUUUUUCUGCCAUUCCCAUACUUGAAAUCGGUUGAAGUUCAGUGGAAGGUGUUUGAAAGGCUCUUCACAGAUUUUCGUGAUUGCUUUAGUCAUCCGGAUUAUUAUGAUAUAUUGGCAUGUGCCAAGAACAAGUUCCAGCCAAUACCAUCUACAUGGUUGGGUUACUAGUCUGCUUCAAAUCUUUGUCUGGAGCCUUGCAAGGUUCUUGUAUGUAAUCACUGCUAGAAAGCUCUGGACUCCAGCCUAGCUAGAUUGGCUGGUAUCACCCCUGGAUGAGGUUAUACUGUACCUGAUGGAACUGUAUAUGCUGUUAAUAAGAACAUUUCAUAAUACAGACAAAAAUGAUCCCUUGGCUGUGGCUGAACAUGUAGGCUUUCUGAACUCUUCCCUCCCCUGCCAUCUACAUUUCUUAGAAGCCCGUUGAACAUUUAAAAAUAAUAUUAUGUAAAGUUUGGAUAUAUAAUCAUGGUUUCUAUCCAGGUUCUGGGGAACCUCCUCGAAAGUCCAUGGGAGAACCUGGGAGGUAGCAUGGGACUUGUAUAAACUGUUACUUUCACUAACCCUCUAUUUUUCUUUUUCUUCUCAGGAGAAUAACUUGAACCUGUAUACGGAUAAAUACAUCUAGAAAAUACUAGUUUUGCCAUUGUGCUCUGUUACUGGCUAUGGUUUUCUUGCAUUUCGAAUUGCUUAAAGACAGUUAGCUGUAACCGUGAGUAGAAAUGUUGAUGUGGUCCUUUUUGGUUUGGACUAAA
This is a messenger RNA of Carica papaya (papaya), 1418 nucleotides long. RefSeq lists its product as uncharacterized. NCBI's taxonomy places the organism in Eukaryota, Viridiplantae, Streptophyta, Magnoliopsida, Brassicales, Caricaceae. The record is from RefSeq and is a predicted model, not a curated record. Gene Ontology annotation, molecular function: protein binding.